AUGGACCUCAUUCUUAUAGAUGAACAUAUCGACGAAUAUAUGCAGCUUAUGGACACUGAUGCGACAAUCGUCUAUGAGUGGGUGUCGGCUAGCGGAGGUGACGUGCAAAAGAGGGCGAUAGUAGCAGGCAUCGCUUCUGACGGCCAGCCGCUGUACAUCGCCAAAGCCCUUGUAGGGGACGAGCUUCAUAACGGCCAUCCACAUGCAAAUAUACCGUACGCGGGUAGUGAGCAUUCUGUGAAGGACUAUGACAUCCUGGUUUGGAAGAAGAAGUAG
Molecule: messenger RNA, 276 nt
Organism: Dibothriocephalus latus
Lineage: Eukaryota; Metazoa; Platyhelminthes; Cestoda; Diphyllobothriidea; Diphyllobothriidae
Source: the annotation of a GenBank genome assembly